Messenger RNA from Prorocentrum cordatum, 612 nucleotides. NCBI's taxonomy places the organism in Eukaryota, Dinophyceae, Prorocentrales, Prorocentraceae. The record is from the annotation of a GenBank genome assembly.
AUGCAGAGCCGCGCGGGGUGCCCAUUUCACAGAUCCCUCGAUGACGGCGCUCGAGAUUUGGGCAAGGACAUGUCCGGCACCGCCUCCUUCGUUGCCAUCGGGAGCGUCGGCAAGGCCUUUGCCCCCGAGGCCGACGUGCCCAGAGCGUUGGCAGCGGUGCGGGAACGAGACAACUGGUUGCGCCCUGGCCGCGGCACCCGCAAGGUCGACUCAGAGCCGGGCACCUGGCGGGAGAUCGCGGAGGCGCUUGGCCUCGAGGCUCCGGAGGCGCUCCUGCCCCGCCCGGUUCGGCUGCGCAUAUACUGCUGCCCAUGGGACGCAAAAGACGUCAGCCCUUGCGAGGACGGCGGAGUUUUCUCCCUCGCCGUCUGUGGCACACAAGUGCGGCAGUCGCUGAGGAAAACGGCGGUGGAAUUCCCGCGCCUGACGUCUGCUGUCUUGGCAAUGCGGCGCGGCGGCGUGAAGGCGCUCUUCCUCGUCGGGACUCUGCUGGAGGCUCGGUCGUAUCACCUGCACGGCAUUGCCAAUCACGGCCUCUUGCCGUGGCGCGGGAGGCCGGGCCGCGGCGGCCCCCGGAGAAGUCGCCCGGUCUUGGGCGACGAUUCUGACUAG